AUGGCAGCAUUCAGCUCACAGAGACACUCUAUUGGCAACAGUCCACUGAGUAGUGACAGUGUCAUGACUUGGGACUGUGAUACAGUUGGCAAGUGGGUCAGCAAUCUUGGUUUGUCCAGCUAUGCUCAAUCAUUUAUUGACAACAAGAUCUCGGGUGAUGUGCUUAUAUAUCUGGAUCAUGAAGAUCUCAUUGACGUUGGUGUCAAGUCGGUAGGCCAUAGGCUGACUAUACUCAAAUCCAUAUACCAGCUUAUUGUUGACGGGAAUAUCGAGGUCGACCAUUCGCAUUACGUGCCUCCGACUGUAGUUGAACGCAACUCUUUGGGCCUGUCACUUAGCGACUCGGUUCUUCCUGGUUCUGGUGCUGCUACUGGUAGCAGUAAUGGAAUUGGCAGCAGUAACGGAGCUAGUAGUAGUACUAAUGGAGCUGGCAACACUGGCAGUCAUGGUCCUGUCGACAUGAGCUCCUCGACCAACUCAAUCUAUUCUAACAAUAGAGCCGGUGUUGGGUCGAUGAGUGACGUGUGGGCUGAGAAGAUAAUCACCAGUUUUGAAGUGCGGGACGAGCGAAUAUCAUAUGCCGAAGCAGAAAUCAAACGACUUAUGGACGGCUAUGUCAGACUUCGAGAAGAUCUACUACCAAUAUUUCGCAUUGUUAAAGAAAGCAAGCCUCUACCGACCCCAGAUGCCCCACUACCUUCACCAGGGAAUACAUUAACAGCAGGACCAUCUGCUUCUCAAUCACAAACCCCAUCUUCUCAUGGUAACACGCAUGCCCAACCAUCACCUACGAUCGUUCCUUAUGCCAACUCACCUACACCAACAUCACCUCCAGCAUUCAUGACAACAUUCCCUCCUGGUAGUUCUAACCCUGUCAAUAGCAUCAACAACAAUAUAAACACCAGCGAGCGCGGUCCACUAUCUGCAUCAUCCAUCUCGGGCCACCCAUCAUCUGCAUCUCUACAACUUCAAUCCAACAACAACUCAGCAAGCAGCAGUAAUCUCGGUGUAACGGCAUCCAACCAGAAGAAGACAGGCUCCUCGUCCAAAGGAAUGUCUCCAUCAAUGGCACCAGUCAACAUCAAAUCACCCACUGGCAACCUGUCUGAAUAUUACGACGAUGCGGCCACCAUACGACCGACUGCCCGAGUCACCAGAAAAGCAUCUCUCAACGGCAUAGCUCCAUCAUUCAACAACAGCUCUGCAUCUACACCCAUCUCCAGUGCCGGCGGCUCGUCGUCGUCACUAAACACCCCCAACUCAUCCUCUUCCACCGAACCGUUCAAAUCAUUCCGAGUAUCAAUGGACGACCCCUGCUACAAAGUGCUUCCAGCGGCUCUCCGAAAGUACAAAAUCAACGGCGACCCACGACAGUACGCGCUCCUGGUGUGCUACGGCGACCAAGAGCGACUGCUGGGUCUCGAAGAAAAGCCCCUCAUCAUCUUUAAAGAACUCCAGGACGCUGGCAAACGGCCCGUGUUCAUGCUCCGUCACAUCGAGGGCUCUCACAGCGGAGCCCAAGCAGGCGUCGUCGUCAGUGGCACCCCUGGCGGGGUCCUAUGA
Molecule: messenger RNA, 1563 nt
Organism: Sugiyamaella lignohabitans
Lineage: Eukaryota; Fungi; Ascomycota; Dipodascomycetes; Dipodascales; Trichomonascaceae
Gene: STE50
Product: Ste50p
Exons: 1
Coding region: 1-1563 (520 amino acids)
Biological process (GO): signal transduction
Molecular function (GO): protein binding
Source: RefSeq, a predicted model, not a curated record